AUGGAUGUUUUUGCUGGGUUUUUUGCCAUGCUGAAUCGGAUAAAACGCAACAUUUACCCCGUCCUUGCCGUUAUCACACUUCCGGUGGGAUACUAUGUCGGUAUACAGUUAAGAGAAAAUGCCGACAAAAAGGCACUAUUACAACAAGCCAAUGAAGCGCAAUUGGAGUACUUGCAAAAGCAACGAAUGCAAAUGCUGGAAGAAGAUAAAGUCGUACGCCAAAAAAUAGAACAGUUGAAACAAGAACGCGAAGCAGCGGAAGCGCGGGAAGCUCGAAGAAAGGAAUAUUUUGGGAAAUGA
Molecule: messenger RNA, 300 nt
Organism: Radiomyces spectabilis
Lineage: Eukaryota; Fungi; Mucoromycota; Mucoromycetes; Mucorales; Radiomycetaceae
Exons: 2
Coding region: 1-300 (99 amino acids)
Source: RefSeq, a predicted model, not a curated record